Molecule: messenger RNA, 551 nt
Organism: Notechis scutatus (mainland tiger snake)
Lineage: Eukaryota; Metazoa; Chordata; Lepidosauria; Squamata; Elapidae
Source: RefSeq, a predicted model, not a curated record
UUCCCUUCAGGAGACGAAGGAGGAGGGCGCGCCACGCCGAGAGCUCCGGCUCCCGUCUCCGCCCCGUUCCCGAGUUUGUUUGGGUCCUCCGCAGUUGCGUCCUGGUGUGGUGGAAGAUGGAAGGCUACAAGCUUUUCCUGGCCUUCCUCGCCUCCGCGUUGCUGCUCGGCUUCCUCUCCGUGGUCUUCGCCCUGGUCUGGGUCCUCAACUACCGCGGGGGGCUCGGCUGGAACGGGGGCUCGGCCGAGUUCAAUUGGCACCCGCUCCUCAUCAUCGCGGGCUUCGUGUUCAUCCAAGGGAUCGCAAUUAUUGUAUACAGGUUACCAUGGACCUGGAAAUGCAGCAAAUUUUUGAUGAAAUUAAUCCAUGCAGGGUUACAUACCAUUGCUCUGACACUUGCUAUUAUUUCCCUGGUGGCUGUUUUCGAUUUCCAUAAUGCUCAGAAGAUUCCUAACAUGUACAGUCUACACAGCUGGAUUGGAUUGACUGCUGUAAUUCUUUAUGCUCUACAGCUUGUUUUAGGCCUUGUGGUCUUCCUACUUCCCUUUGCC